Molecule: messenger RNA, 3153 nt
Organism: Aplosporella prunicola CBS 121167
Lineage: Eukaryota; Fungi; Ascomycota; Dothideomycetes; Botryosphaeriales; Aplosporellaceae
Product: glycoside hydrolase family 35 protein
Exons: 2
Coding region: 85-3153 (1022 amino acids)
Biological process (GO): carbohydrate metabolic process
Cellular component (GO): vacuole
Molecular function (GO): beta-galactosidase activity
Source: RefSeq, a predicted model, not a curated record
GCUCUGCUCUGCUCGUUUGGCUUGUUUGGUUCCUUGCUGCUGCUGCUGCUAUUUGUUUCUUUGCGUUGGUAGGUGCGAAUACCUAUGUGCUUCUUGCGGCUGCUGUGCGUGGUUGGGGCGGUGGUGCUUGCGAGCUUUGUCACCUCCGUCUCCGCCUCCGGCAACGGCCUCACUGAUGUCGUUACUUGGGACGAGGGCAGCUUGAUUGUGAGGGGCGAGCGCGUCUUCGUCUUCUCGGGAGAGUUUCACUAUCCGCGGCUGCCGGUGCCGGAGCUGUGGCUGGAUGUUUUCCAGAAGUUUAAGGCCAAUGGGCUGAAUGCUGUCAGUAUCUACUUCUUCUGGAGCUACCACUCGCCCGCGCCCGACGUCUUCGACUUCGAGUCCCCGGCCAAGGACGUGCAGCGCCUGCUCGACAUGGCCAAGCAGGCUGGACUGUAUGUCAUCGCGCGGCCCGGGCCGUACGUCAACGCGGAGACGAACGCGGGCGGCAUCGCGCUGUGGGGCACCGACGGCAUUGGCGCGGGCACGAAACUGCGCACCUCGGACGAAGCGUAUCACCAGGCGUGGCUGCCAUGGAUCCAGGCCAUUGGCAAGAUCAUCGCGAAGAACCAGAUGACCGAGGAGGGCGGCGGGCCCGUUAUCAUGGUGCAGGUGGAGAACGAGCUCACUGAGUCGCGUCACGAGGCCAAUGACACGCUGGUCCUGUACAUGGAGCAGAUCAAGACGGCGCUGCGCGACGCCGGCGUCAUCGUGCCGUUCUCGUCCAACGAAAAGGGCAUGCGCGGGCAGAGCUGGUCGACCGACUACCAGAACGUCGGCGGCUCCGUCGACAUCUACGGCCUCGACAGCUACCCCGGCGGCAUGUCGUGCAGCAACCCGGACUCGGGCUUCAACGUCGUCCGCACCUACUACCAGUGGUUCCAAAACUACAGCUUCACGCAGCCCGAGAGCCUGCCCGAGUUCGAGGCCGGCUGGUUCCAGCCCUGGGGCGGCGCCUUCUACGACGACUGCCAGGCUGAGCACAGCCCCGAGUUCGCCGAUGUCUACUACAAGGACGUGCUCGCCCAGCGCGCCACCCUGCUGAACCUGUACGUCGCCUUCGGCGGCACCAACUGGGGCCACCUGGCCGCGCCCGUCGUCUACUCGUCGUACGACUACGCCGCGCCGCUGCGCGAGACACGCGAAGUCACGCCCAAGUUCUCCCAGACAAAGCUGGUUGCGCUGUUUGCGCGCGCGAGCCGCGCCCUGCGCCACACGGUCAUGGAGAGCAACGGCACGGGCAACGCGGUCGACUCGCAGGAUAUCUGGACCUGGGUCCUGCGCAACCAGGACUCGGCCGCCCGCUUCUACUUCGCUGAGCACAACUCGACAAAGUCCCGCGCGAACACGACGUUCACGCUGACGGCGCGCACCUCGCGCGGCGACGUGGCUAUCGACUCGCUCGAUCUGCGUGGCCGCCAGGCCCGCGUCGUCGUCACGGACUAUGCGGUCGGGAACGCGACGCUGCUGUUCUCGUCGGCGCAGGUCCUGACGUGGGGGCUCUUCGACGGGGACGGCAGCGCGCCGGUGCUCGUCUUCUACCUGGACGUUGGGCAGACGGGCGAGUUUGCGUUUGCGUCCAACGCUGGCGGCUACAGCAACUUCACCGUCCAUGGCGCCACGAGCGACUUUGGCCUUGCGCGGAAUGGCUCCGCGUUCCGGUAUACGCAGGGCGAGGGCGCGACGGUCGUAAAGUUCGGGUCGGGCGCGCUGGCUUACCUGCUCGACACGGCGACUGCCUACACCUUCUUUGCGCCCGCGACGACAGACGACCCGGACGUAGGUGCCGACGAACAGGUCUUUGCCCUCGGGCCAUACCUCGUUCGCAGCGCUUCAGUGGCAGACGGCGUCGUCGACCUGCACGGCGACACGGCCAACAGCACGACGCUGGAAGUGUACGCCGGGAAAACGGCCAAGCAGCUGCGCUGGAACGGCGUCGAGCUCAGCACGAUGCGCACGCCGUACGGGGCACUGAAAGCCGACGUGCGCGGCGCCGAGGACAUCUCGAUCGAGCUCCCCUCGCUCGCGGACCAGGCCUGGCUUGUCGCGGACGGGCUGCCCGAAGCCGCGCGCACGUACGACGACAGCGGCUGGACGCUCGCAAACAAGACGUCGUCGAACCUGCCCGAGGCGCCACUUACCCUGCCCGUCCUGCACGGCAGCGCAUACGGCUUCUACGCCGGCACGCUCGUCUACCGCGGCUACUUUGACGGGCGCGCCGCCUCGGGCGCAAACAUCACGGUGCAAGGCGGCACGGCAGCGGGGUGGAGCGCGUGGGCGAACGGGGCGUUUGUAGGCGGGCACGCGGGCAACGCGUCCCUCAGCGCCACGAGCGCGGUGCUGCGCUUCGAGGGCGCGGCGCUCGUCGACGAGGCCAACGUGCUGACUGUCGUGACGGACUACAGCGGGCACGACGAGACGAGCCAGGGGCCGUAUGGGCCGCUGAACGCAAGGGGUAUCGUAGGCGCACGGCUCCUUGCUAGUACUAAUAGCAGCAACAACAGCACCACCACCACCACCACCACCACAGUCAGCGGCUUCUCGCACUGGAAGCUCGCAGGCGCAGCCGGCGGCCCCGCCUACAUCGACCCCGUCCGCGGCCCCCUCAACGAAGGCGGCCACCACUUCGAGCGGCUGGGCUGGCACCUCCCGGGGUACAACGCCUCAGGCGCAGCCGCAGGCACAAGAUGGGAGGCAGGGAGUCCGCUCACGGGCUUCACAGGCGCAGGCAUCCGCUUCUACCGCACCGAGUUCCUUGUCACGGUUCCUGAGGGGGUGGACGCGCCGUUAGGGAUUGAAAUUGUCGCGGCUGCGGAUGCGCCGCCCCUGCGCGUGCAGCUCUACGUCAACGGCUACCAGGUCGGCAAGUACUGGGCUGCUGUGGGGCCGCAGACGGUGUUUCCGGUGCCGGUGGGCGUGCUGGACCAGAGUGGGGGCGGGAAUGUGCUGGGGGUUGGUGUGUGGGCGCAAGAUGAGGGGGAGGCUAGGUUGCAGACGCUGAGACUGGUCCGCUAUAAUGCGUAUCGGUCGGGGUUUGAGGGCGGGUUUGGCGAGCGUGCGGCAUGGGAGGGCUUGAGGCCGGGGUGGGGGAGGGAGAGGGAGGCGUUUGCUUAG